This is a messenger RNA of Pundamilia nyererei, 1102 nucleotides long. It is a transcript of the gene ostn, whose product is annotated as osteocrin. NCBI's taxonomy places the organism in Eukaryota, Metazoa, Chordata, Actinopteri, Cichliformes, Cichlidae. The transcript is spliced from 5 exons. The record is from RefSeq and is a predicted model, not a curated record. The coding region runs from base 56 to 472 and encodes 138 amino acids. Gene Ontology annotation, biological process: hormone-mediated signaling pathway. Gene Ontology annotation, molecular function: signaling receptor binding.
AGAAGACACAGAAACAGAGCGAGGCAACGCAGCAGAGAUCAGCUCCACACUGAAGAUGCAGUUCUGCUUCUGUUUGCUGCUCCCCGGCCUCCUGUCCUUCACUCUGCUCCGCUGCAGCGUCGACGGCCUCAGAGUCCAACCGCAACCUGCUCGGGUAGACCAGCCCAUUUUGAGAUUUCAUGCAGCCCCUCAGUCCCGCCCUGUAGGUGUGAAGGUGGGGGAGGAGCUGACGGCAAAACUGCUCCAAUCGGAUCACCUGAUGAGGAUGGAAAAUGAUGUCAUGGAGCCAAAGAGGAAGAGGAGCUUUCCCAUCAACAACGUCCCGCUGGACCGCCUGUCCAUCAGCUCCAUGGAAACGAAGCAGCAAGGGUCAGACAAGCAGAGUAAGGUGGUGGAGUCGCCACGGCGACGACUCAAUCCACCGCCCAUUGACAGAAUCGGGAUGGGUCGUCUGCCAAACGGCAGAGGGUAGGCCACAUCCCCUCCGUCUGAAAGCCCACCCUCUCUCCACAGCGCUCUCACUGGACAGAUGCAUGAAACCGCCAAUCACCUGCUGAACCACGCCCACCCUCACUUCACCUGGACACGCCCACCUGACACCCUCACUUCACCUGGACAGCAAACCUGACACCCUCACUUCACCUGGACAGCCCAACACAAAGCAUGACUGUUCAAUGAUGCGUUCAAAUGCAGCUCCGUAAAGUCGGCACACAUAGAGAGGAAGUGAUUUCAACAACACCUGCGAUUUGCUUCCAUGGCAACUCGUUUUAACAAUCAUUUUAUUUACCUGUAAAACUUACAGAUAAAUAAAACUUUUUUAAAAUACUGAAUUUAAUCAAGGUGAAAUCUGUAAUGUGAGCAAAUCUCGAAUUAGCAGCACCAACAAAUAUCCUGACGUGUGAGAUUAAAUAUACUUAUUAGUUUCCACCAAUGAGAAGCUUUGAUUUCAGAUUUAUUAAGAAAUAAAUAUGUUACAACUUCAAAAUUUGUAUUUGGAUAAAAUCAGAGCCUGAUCUCAGAAAGAUCAAAUCAUCAGAAUCGAGCAACUUUGACUAUAAUAAGAAUAAUUUGGAUGUUUUGAGUUUUUUCAUUUAUAAACUUU